AUGGAAGAAGAGAAGAGAUUGGAGCUAAGGCUAGCUCCUCCCUACCACCAGUUCACUUCCAACAACAAUGGAUUGACCAAAGAAACAUCAUUUCUUUCCAAUAACAGGCAAUUAACUUGUUUUACAAUCGACAGGGUUGAGGCAGCUCCGGUGGUGGGAUGGCCGCCGGUGAGAUCAUCCCGGCGAAACCUAAAGAAGAGAGAGAGUGAUGAAGAGAAGGAGUUGUACGUUAAGAUCAACAUGGAAGGAGUUCCAAUCGGAAGAAAAGUCAACCUCUCUGCUUUUAACAACUACCAACAGCUUUCACAUGCCGUUGACCAACUAUUCUCUAAGAAAGAUCCGUUGGAUCUCAACAGACAAUACACUUUGGUCUAUGAAGACACGGAAGGUGACAAAGUUCUUGUCGGAGAUGUUCCUUGGGAGAUGUUUGUAUCGACUGUGAAGAGAUUGCACGUUUUAAAGACCUCUCAGAUCUCCUCGCUCUCACCUAGAAAAGAUGGCCAGGAAUAG
Molecule: messenger RNA, 510 nt
Organism: Arabis nemorensis
Lineage: Eukaryota; Viridiplantae; Streptophyta; Magnoliopsida; Brassicales; Brassicaceae
Source: the annotation of a GenBank genome assembly